Molecule: messenger RNA, 1200 nt
Organism: Chaetura pelagica (chimney swift)
Lineage: Eukaryota; Metazoa; Chordata; Aves; Apodiformes; Apodidae
Gene: STN1
Product: oligonucleotide/oligosaccharide-binding fold containing 1
Exons: 11
Coding region: 1-1200 (399 amino acids)
Biological process (GO): double-strand break repair via homologous recombination; telomere capping; DNA replication
Cellular component (GO): site of double-strand break; DNA replication factor A complex; CST complex
Molecular function (GO): phosphatidylinositol binding; single-stranded telomeric DNA binding
Source: RefSeq, a predicted model, not a curated record
AUGCAGUCUGGGUCUAAGAUGUAUGAGGAAGAGACACCAUCUCUGCACUGGGGAUUGGAUCCUGUAUUUUCUGCAUUUGCAAGACUCUAUAUUAAAGAUAUAAAAGAAAUGAGAGAAUCUAAACAAGUUCCAGGUAUAUUCUUUUAUAAUGGACAUCCAAUAAGACAGGUGGAUGUUGUCGGGAUAGUGGUUCAAAUAAAAGAACGAGAUGCCUUUUAUAACUAUGGAGUGGAUGAUAGUACUGGAGUUAUAAAUUGUGUUUGUUGGAAAAAUCCCAUGGUAGCAGAAACAUCUUUAUCAGGUUGCCCAAGCACCCCCAGCAGUCUUACUGUGCUUGAACAGAUGAAGAAACUCCAAGAAAUGGUGAGCCAGAAAACCAAGCUGGAGAUUGGGGACAUUAUCAGGGUCAGAGGUCACAUCCGAACCUACAGACAACAAAGAGAAAUUCAGGCUUCCUGUUUUUAUAAAGUGGAUGAUCCUGUGUGUGAUAUUCAGAUUUCAAGAAUGCUGGAGCUCCCUUGUCUCUAUAGAGAAGUUUAUGAUAAGCGUUUCCAAGGCCCUGAGGAGGGACAGAGUGGCCUGGAGGGUCAGAAUUUCGCAAUCAAUAUGCUGCAUGAGAAAGUGAAAAGCUUUCUAUUAGAAAACAAAAUCCAGACCUUUUAUCAACAGGAGUUGGAAACAAUUGAUACUCUCGUUUCACUUGCUGGUGUGCAUCUGCCAAGUCACAGUUGUCAGGAGGUGAAGUCAAAAAGUCACUGCAGUUCCAAAAGGAUUCACAGUCUUUUUAAGGAAGCAAUAAAGAAGCUACAAGAGAAAGGCAUGGUUUUUCAAAAACCUAGUAGCUCCAAGGACUUAUACCAUGUGACUGACCAUGAUAAGGAGCUGCUUAAAGUGACCCUUGAUGUGAUAAAAGAAGACUGUCGAAAACCCAGGCAUGCUGAAAAAGGCUGCCAUUUCCUUCAUGUCCUGAGCUGUGUUCGGCAGAGCUACAACCCCUCUGUGACUGAAGCAGUGAUGCACCAUGUCUUGGAACUUCUGGAAAGUAACAGUGAUGUUGUCAGCACUAUGGAAGGCUAUUACAUGGUCUAUAUCAUCAAUGUAACAUGGUCUGACCUGACUACCCAGAUCAUAUACCGGAGAUACAGCAAGUUCUUUGACCUGCAGGGAUCUCCGUCAGGGCCACCACUGUAUGAGCAGUGA